CCGCAAAAAAGUGAAGUUAUGUUUCUAUUAGGGGCUUAAUAUUGCGUGGGUACAUACAUUAUGUGGGAUCAUUCCAAUAGUAUAUUUUUUAGAAGUCAAAUUCUGGUGAAAGGCACUAGAGUGUAAUAUAGUAUAAGCAUUAUUUGCGAGAGGUUUCCAGGUUAAGGCAAAAGGGAAUACCUCUUUCACAUAGCUUCUCCAUUAUACAUGCAAAGAAAGAAGUAUCCAAAUACAGUAGCUGCAGAGUGCAGACAGUGGCAGAUGUAGUACGCCUGCUGAGAGAGAUCUUCACUUUCUGCCUCAGAAUAUAUAUGAACCUCAGCUUCAAUAUAUGUCAAUUAUCAACAUAUUUACGGAUCAUUCUACUCAUUGAAGUCCGUAGAAGAAAGUCUUUUGUAAGGUAACAUUUUGGAUAGAAACAAGACCAAGAGUUCCAUGGAAGGAAACUAUGUGACCAGAAACAUGCAUAAAGGGGAGAGGUUUGGGUUUGAGGAGCAUUCAUGGGGUAGUUCAUGGACUGCUAGAAAUUAUGCUUGUAGCUUUUGCAAGAGAGAGUUCAAGUCCGCUCAAGCCUUGGGCGGCCACAUGAAUGUUCACAGAAGGGAUAGGGCAAGACUGAGAUCUUCCCUACCCUCAUCAUGGGUUUCUGAGUCUCCUAAACCUAACCCUAGCAUUAAACCUAAUAACCCUUACCCAACUCAUCUUUCACCCUCCUCUCCAUCAUCUUUUCUAUCUAAUAAGCUUUUGAAUUGUGCACAUAUUUCUCCACUUUGUAGCCCUCCUUUGGCUUUGUCUUCUUCACUGACCCCAGCUUCAUCUAAUGGAGAUAAGAAACCAAGACUUCUUCCUCUUUCGAUUCCUCAAAGCAGUGAAGAAAUUAAGACGAGUAAGAACACAGGAAGUGGUUUAGGAGUUGAAGAAGCACAGGGUUGUGUAAUAGGAGAGGAACACAAGGGUUUCAAUUUCAAGAGUAAUGAGCAUAACAUCAAGCUGGAGUUGGGGAUAGGACUGCUUAAACAACCAAAGGAGAAGUUAGAUUUGGAGCUACGAUUGGGGCACUUCUAGCUUGCUAGCUAUGUGGCUUGGUGCAAUUUAUAAAACAAAUAUCUAGCUGAUCUGCAAGUCUGCAACUUCAAAUUUGUUUUAACUUCUUGCACCAGUAAUUUUUUUUACCCAUUUAUGUUUUUUUUUUUAUUCUAUUCUGCAUUUUAAGUACCUUAUAUUUUGUGAGCACUCUUUUAAGGUUGCAAAUUUGCAAUAGUUCUAUAUUUUUGUUGUUUUCUUUUGUGAUCCAAGGUUCGUAGAAUUGAAAAUCAGUUUGGUGUAAUGGCCAAGUGAAAAAAAAAUUAAAGGCAAAAACUAAAAAUUACAAAGGAGAUGAAAC
Molecule: messenger RNA, 1384 nt
Organism: Cajanus cajan (pigeon pea)
Lineage: Eukaryota; Viridiplantae; Streptophyta; Magnoliopsida; Fabales; Fabaceae
Product: transcriptional regulator SUPERMAN
Source: RefSeq, a predicted model, not a curated record